AGAAAGUUCUUUUAUCAGAGGAACAACAACUCAUAACUCGCGCUUUGAAGCUGGUAGAUUCGUUCUUCCCGAAGGCGAGUUUAAUGCUUUGGACCUCGGCAUUCCCAGAUUGCAGAAGGGGAACCCCAAAUCGCGUACCCCAUUAAAAACCCCUCUCUCUCACCCCGCGGCAACUGCCAACAGACGAGAACCCCGUCCUCCAUCCACCACCGCACCCACCGGCAUCCUACCACUGCACCACCAAGGCCUGCUCUUCCUUCUUUCAAAGUUGGGGGCGAUUGCUGAUGAAUGUCUAGUAAUCUCUGCAUUCACAAUUGAAUCAGGAAGGUAAUUGAGAGAACAGACAAUGGCGGCUGCUACUUCAAAGUCUGCAUCACUCAAGGAAUAUCUGAAAAGAUAUGAGAAUAAGGUUGAAGAGGAGAAGAAAAAGAGGAAGAAAAAGAAGAAAUCUAAACCUGAUGCAUUGGGAGUUGUUGUUGUCGAUGAAGACCCUGUUUGGCAAAAACCUGUAAACCUUGAGGAAGAUGAAGAUGAUUCUGCGGAUGAAGAGAAGCCCAUGGUUGAUGAAGAUAUCGAAGUCAAACGGAUGAAGAGACUAGAGCAGCUUAAGUUGAGGCGCCCAUUUGGUGCCAUUUCUGAAGAUGGUAGCGGUUGGGUUCCAGUCUCUGAUGUUCCUACCCAAUUCAAUUCAGAGGAGGAAAAUUUGGAUAUAUCUCCGCCUCGUAGACAUAGGGUUCAGACUGACACACCUUCUCUGGAUCCGGAUUUGUCACCACCGCGACAGUUACGGAGACGUUUUCAUAGUCCAUUGCCAGAACCUGAAACAGAAGCUCUACAUUCUUCCGGAUCAGUUCCUAAACGUUUGAACCCGAAUGAUCAAGAUGCUGACAUCUCUCCUCCGCGUAAGAGGAGAGCGAGGAAUGACACACCUUCACCAGAACCCCAUCCCCAAGCAUCAAAGUCUGGCAGGGAGGUUAGUGAUCUGUCGCCACCGCGGAAACAACGUCGUUAUACUUCAUCGUCCGAACCUGGAAUGAAGCGUCCAAAUCUUGAUUCUUCCCCCCCUCGCCGACCUCGUCCUCAAAAGUCAGAGAUGGAUAGGCCCGCAUCAGGUGAUCUCUCUCCGCCACGGUCAAAUCGCCGGUCAAAUGGAGCUGAUGCUUCAAUUGUAUCUUCAGGGCGGAAUACCCGAAAAGAAUCAGUUUCCCUUAAAGAGCAACCGAAAACUGGUUUAGUAACAGGCCAAGAUAUCAAAGAAGAGAUUGCUCGAACAAAGAAAGAUGAUUGGAAGAGGUUUAAAGAUAUGGAUCCUUCUGUAAGUGGUCGAGGUGCUGAACCUGUAUACCGUGACAGAGCAACAGGAGAACGCAUAUCAAAGGACGAGUUACUGAAAGCAACAAAAAAGGAUGAAAAGCCUAAGGAGAUAAAAUUGGAGUGGGGGAAGGGCUUGGCUCAAAAGCGGGAAGCUGAAACGAGGCAACUGGAACUAGAACUUGAGAAGGACAAACCCUUUGCACGGACAAGAGAUGAUCCAGAACUUGACAGUAUGUUGAAGGAUAGACUUAGGUGGGGUGAUCCAAUGGCACACUUGGUGAAGAAAAAGCACUCUGAGCUUCUCCUACCAGAUCUAGGAGAUGAUGAUAAGAUGAAAGAAUCAGGUUUUGUGAUCCCCCAGGACAUUCCUAGUCACAGCUGGAUUAAAAGAGGACUCGAUGCUGCACCAAAUCGCUAUGGCAUCAAACCUGGGAGACACUGGGAUGGGGUGGAUCGCAGUAACGGAUUUGAGAAGAAAAUGUUCACCAGAAUGAACGAGAAGCAAGCAACAGAGAGGGAAGCAUAUCUUUGGUCUGUCUCCGACAUGUAGAGUACUAAGAAGGCCGAUACCAACUGGGUUUUCACUGCUUAGGAAGGGGAAAGACAACCUGCAGAAUUGAUGAUUCAAUUUAUGAGUGCAGCGAAGUCCGUGGUUUCGACUUCCGAUUGUCUUAUUUUCCUUUCUUGGUACAACGGGAAAGCAAUUGUCUCUUAUUUAUGUAUUUGUACUACGUGAGUAUCCAGUGAUAGGUAUGACUGAUCACUGAUCACUUGGCUUUUGCUACUAAGUGUAACUAUUUACAGUCUUUUUGGACAGUAAAUAUGGAUCUCAGUUCCUCGGAUCACAAA
This is a messenger RNA of Rhododendron vialii, 2163 nucleotides long. RefSeq lists its product as uncharacterized. Bases 347 to 1864 code for a protein of 505 amino acids. Gene Ontology annotation, molecular function: RNA binding. Gene Ontology annotation, cellular component: RES complex; U2-type spliceosomal complex. Lineage: Eukaryota; Viridiplantae; Streptophyta; Magnoliopsida; Ericales; Ericaceae. Gene Ontology annotation, biological process: mRNA splicing, via spliceosome. The transcript has 9 exons. The record is from RefSeq and is a predicted model, not a curated record.